This is a messenger RNA of Sphaerodactylus townsendi, 3676 nucleotides long. Its product is annotated as zinc finger protein ZFP2-like. The record is from RefSeq and is a predicted model, not a curated record. The transcript has 6 exons. NCBI's taxonomy places the organism in Eukaryota, Metazoa, Chordata, Lepidosauria, Squamata, Sphaerodactylidae. Gene Ontology annotation, biological process: regulation of transcription by RNA polymerase II. Gene Ontology annotation, molecular function: DNA-binding transcription factor activity; RNA polymerase II cis-regulatory region sequence-specific DNA binding. The coding region runs from base 172 to 2547 and encodes 791 amino acids.
CCCGUCCCCUCCCGGAUGGGAACCUGGACGCUUUGAUCAAUUGCUCCCCGGGCAGAUCAGGACUUGGGACUCUACCCAGUUUGCCACUCCAGGCCUUAGAAGAGGAAUUUUCAGGAGAGCAAUAAGAUUCCUUGGUUGCAUUGGAAGCUGAGAUGAUAUGAUUGGAAGAGCAUGAAUUGCCUGGCUAUAAGGAAGGAAAAGGACCUCCCUGUGAAGAAUGUGGAAUUCUGGGAAAGAUCUCCAACAAAGAUCAUGAGUGGGAACGCAUCCAGUUCAGAUGACCAUCUCAAGCACUUCCGGCAAUUCUGCUACCAGGAGGCCGAGGGCCCCCGAGAGGCUUGCAGCCGACUCCACCAUCUUUGCCACCAGUGGCUGAAGCCAGAAAGGCACAGCAAGAAGGAGAUGCUGGACCUGGUGAUCCUGGAGCAGUUCCUGGCCGUCCUGCCCCCAGAGAUGGGGAACUGGGUCAGGGAAUGCGGACCAGAGAGCAGUUCCCAGGCGGUGGCCCUAGCAGAAGGUUUCCUCUUGAGCCAGGUGGAAGACAGGAUGCAGGAAGGCCAGGAGCCGUUGGAAGGAGCCACUGAUGACUCCAGGGGAGAACAGGCCUCAUCAGACCACAAGCUGAAGUCACUCUUUGGGGUGAUCUCCUGGGAGAGUGACGGAGAUGCUGCCUUUCUGGGGACUGUCAGGACACUACCUGGCUGUUCUGGGAUUCCCCUUCUCUAUGGAAGACCAAAGUUGUCAUCCGUGCAGCCUGAUGAGAGUCUGAUGUCCUGUGAGGAUGUGGCUGUGCACUUCGCAGAAGAAGAAUGGGCUCUGCUGGAUCCGGCCCAAAAGGCUUUGCACAGGGAAGUCAUGGAGGAGAACUGCAGGAAUCUGGCCUCUCUGGAAAAGAAGAAAGGUCGGAAAGAGCAGAGAAAGGACUCUGAAACCUUACUACAAAGGGGAGAUGAAUUAACUGCUUCUGAAUGUUCCAGUUUCCAUGGCAUUCCAGUUCAAAAAGAAAGUAACGGAAAAAAUAUAGGCAACAAAUUCCCUGUAUGUUCAAAAAUCUCAGCUGAUGCCCAUCAAAGACUUAAAAACAGGGAGCUGCUGGCAGAGUGUAGGAAGAGUUGGAGUCUGAGCAACCGUCUUAUUUUACAUGAACGAGUAGACACAGACAAAAAGCCACACAAAUGUUCAGAGUGUGGCAAGAACUUCAGUCGAUACUCAAACCUUACAUCCCAUCAAAGAAUUCACACUGGGAUGAGACCAUAUAAAUGCUCAGCCUGUGGAAAGAGCUUCACUUGUAAGCAGAACCUUAUUACACAUCUGAGAAUCCACACUGGAGAGAAGCCAUAUAAAUGUUCAGACUGUGGGAAGAGCUUCAUUCAGAAGGUCCAACUUACUUCCCAUGAAAGAACUCACACAGGUGAAAAACCAUAUAAAUGCUCAGAGUGUGGAAAGAGUUUCAGAAAGAAGACCAGCCUUACUACCCAUCACAGAAUCCACACAGGGAACAAGCCAUAUAAAUGCUCAGUGUGUGGAAAAAGCUUCGGCCAUAAAGAAAGCCUCACUUCCCAUCAAAGAAUCCACACUGGGGAGAAACCAUACACCUGCUCAGACUGUGGAAAGAACUUUACUCAUAAAGAGACUCUGCUUUACCAUCAACGAACCCACACAGGAGAGAAACCAUACAAAUGUUCAAAAUGUGGAAAGAGUUUCAGUUGCAGUUCACGCUUCACUUACCAUCAAAGAACCCACACAGGGGAAAAACCAUACAAAUGUGCAGAGUGUGGCAAGAGGUUCAGUCAGAAGGAUAGUCUCAUUUCCCAUCACAGAAUCCACACUGGAGAGAAACCAUAUAAAUGCUUAGAGUGUGGAAAGAGCUAUCAUCGGAACUCACACCUUUCAUCCCAUAAAAAAAUCCACACAGGGGAGAAACCAUAUAAAUGCUCACAUUGUGGAAAGAACUUUGUAUGGAGCUCAGAACUUACUUCCCAUGUAAGAACUCACACAGGCGAGAAACCAUAUAAAUGCUCCGAGUGUGAAAAGAGCUUCAGUCACAACUCAAGCCUUGUUUCUCAUCAAAGAAUCCAUACAGGAGAAAAACCAUAUAAAUGCCUGAAGUGUGAAAAGGCCUUCCGUAGCAGUUCAUACCUUACAUCGCAUCAAAGAAUCCACACAGGAGAGAAACCAUAUAAAUGCUCAGCAUGUGGAAAAUGCUACACUGACAACUCACGUCUAACUUCCCAUCAAAGAACCCAUAAUGGAGAAAAACCAUAUAAAUGCUCCGAGUGUGGAAAAGAUUUCAGUCAGAAUUCAAGCCUCAUUUCCCAUCAAAGAAUCCACACAGGCGAGAAACCGUAUUCAUGUUUAGCAUGUGGAAAGGAAUUCCGUCAGAGUGCACACCUUUCUUCACAUCAAAAAAUCCAUACAGGGGAUAAACCAUAUCCACACUCAGAUUAUGGAAAUAACCUUGAGGUCUUUGAAACAUUAACUUCUUUGGCAUGUUCUACAGUUUUACCAGAAUCAAGAUACAUUUCCAGUUUCCAGAUGCUGGAAUAGAAGAGAUUUGAAAAAUCUGGAACCUGCAGUUUAAAUCUGGAUCUGGGUGAGCUGAGGCCAAAUGGGCCCACCGUUUGGUUGCUUUUGACCUCGUUUUGCACAGCUGAACUCAUCAUUUAGAAGAGAAAGUUGAUUUACACUAUGACUUUAUAAGGACAUUGGUUAGAAUGCUAGACCAAGAAUACAUGGGUUCCUUUCUCUACUCAGCCAACAAACCUGCUGGUGACCUUGACUCAAACCAUCUCUUAGCAUGACUUACUUCACAGGGUUGUUGUGAAGAUCUAGAGAACAGAUCUAUGCAGAAUACUUUGGCCCCCACUGGGGAAUCCCCACCCCCACAAGCCAUGCCCUACUGCCAUUCAGCUGGCCAGAGAAGAAAUAAAAGGGGAAUGGGAGAAUGCCAGCAGCAUGUCAGUGUACUGAUGUUGUUCUUCAUGUGCCCGGAAUUGACAUCAGUGUAUCACUAGGGGAUGCUCUGGUAUUUGGGCAAAACUCUAUGGCUUUACCAUAGAGUUUCACCCAAAUUACAUAGCACAAGCUUGUGACCCACUGGCAUCACUUCCAGUAUACACAGGCCACUACCAGACAUGAGACUGGCAACAUUGGUGCAUUGCUGGCAAGGGUGCCCUGUUAGCCAAUAAGGCCCUGGCAGCCAGCAAUGUCCCCCCUCCCCCGCAACCCUAGAUAUAGGCUACCCUGAGAUCCUUGGAGAAAAGGAGGGAUAAAACGUUCGUACCAUAAUGUUCAUACUCCUUUUUUUUUACGUUGUGAGCUGCCCCAAGCCUGAAAGGGGAGGGGUGGCAUAGAGAUAUUGUUGUUGUGGUUGUAGUUGUUAUUAAUAGUAAUAAUGAUAAUAAUAGCCAGGAUAUAGGAUGGAAGUUAAAGGUGGGGAAGGAAAGAAGGAUGUCAGGGGAGGAUGGCAUUUGGGAAGAGGAGGGACUUUAGCAGGAAUGUUGUAAUUCUCACAGAUCUCCAGCCCCCACUGGGAAGUUAGCAACCCUAGAAAAUGCAUGCAAGAAGUUAGUUUAUUGGACUGAAUAUGCUGCCCCUUCCCUUUCAGACUCAGGCAGUUCAUAAAAUUUCAACAACUAUGUAACAGCAAUAUAAAACAUUAAAGUAUCAAAACAUA